Messenger RNA from Cylicostephanus goldi, 435 nucleotides. Lineage: Eukaryota; Metazoa; Nematoda; Chromadorea; Rhabditida; Strongylidae. The record is from the annotation of a GenBank genome assembly.
AUGCUAGAGGGUCACCUGCAGACGCUACCGGUAUGCGCUCACGACUAUGAGCAGAUUUUUGCAGAUGACAACAAAACUACGCAACCUCGUGAGGAUGACUAUGAUGAAGAAGAAGACGUAAAUGAUGGAGCAGAAGAAAAUUCCAGUGCUAUGCCGCCGCGUGAGGAAGCUGAUGGUGAUAGCUCAUUAAAUGAGCGAGUACUCGUAGACGAUGGAAAUAGCUACGACAUGUCGCCUCGCAGAGAUUUCCAUGGUAAGAGGUUAUUCGUAGACGGGGAGAGUACCACCCAGCGAUCUAUGGUUGCAGGACAGCUAGGUAGAUUUUUAGAUAAAAGAGACUACGGUAGGCCACCUCGCAGAGAUUUUGGUGGUAAAUGGGUAUUCGUAAGCGAUGGCAAAUGGGUAUUCGUAAGCGAUGAAAGUAAGUGCAUAUAA